Messenger RNA from Pocillopora meandrina, 1401 nucleotides. The record is from the annotation of a GenBank genome assembly. Lineage: Eukaryota; Metazoa; Cnidaria; Anthozoa; Scleractinia; Pocilloporidae.
AUGGCGGAUGGAACUUUAAGAGGUGGCAACAAGAGAGGCCUUUACAACUUCGUAGAGUCUCUUCGUACCCUGUUGAUUGGUAUUCAGAAUUUGAACACACAAGAUGUCUCUGCUGAUUACUUUGAACAAGCUAACGUGCGUCUGGAAGAUGCAAUUUUAACUUUACAGUUGUCACGGAGAAGCGUUACUCCGCGAGAUUUAAGUAACACGGGAUCCCCCGCGGGAUUCCCGAAAACACGUGCAAAGAAACGGAGAGGCAUGUUGAGAAUAAAAUCCGCCAUGUUGAGUUUAUGUUUGUGUGAAUGUGGUCCUCACUCGCUCACAUCGACAACAGUUGCUAUUGCAUAGUGUAUGGCAAAGUGAGGACUCUGUCCUUCGAGAUUUCAAGACAAUAAUAGAAGCUGUUUUGACAAAAGUACGCUUUGUUUUUCAUGCAAUGACAAAGUACGAGGAAAGAAACUCCAUUAAAGCAACGAUAUCAAAUUCAUUCGCUUGUCCUACCAUUAAACUAACAAGUGCAGGAAGACCAGUAAUCGUCAUCGAAAGAGAGCAGAUCGAAUUCUUACGUGAACUGCAUUUCUUUUGGGUAAAAAUCGCUAGUAUGUUAGGCAUCAGUGAAAGUACUUUACGUCGAAGAAGACGGGAAUUAAAUUUGGAUGAUGACAGCAAAAACUGGACCGUAUUGUCAGGUGCGCAGUAAUUUACAGACUGAGGUUAUCUAUACUAGUAGUUUAUUUGGUUUAAUGCUUAUUAUCAGUGUGUUUGGACAAGGGUGAUAUAGUCUCGGGUAAAAUAAAUCUUAGAAGCCAUACCCUUCGUCAAAAUAUUUUAGGUUCCCCAAAGUCCCAUCUCACUCAAUGAUGUACGACACUUCAAACUUUGUAAUUAAACUAGAACUUCUUUUCAGAUUCUCAGCUUGAAGACACUGUCAAAGAAAUUAGAAGCAUUACUCCAAACAUUGGACAACGAAGAUUGCAUGGAGCUCUCCGAGCAAGGGGAUUUCGAAUUCAGCGAUGGAGGGUUUGUUACUGUCUUUGUAGACAAGACCCGCUUGGGACAGCACUUCACUGGAGUACUCCGGUUUACCGUCGAAAGUACUCUAUACCAACGCCAAACGCUUUGUGGCACAUAGACGGAAACCACAAGCUUACCAGGUACAGGUUUGUUGUGCAUUGCUGUGUUGAUGGGUAUUCAAGGGUUAUUGUGUAUGCCACCCUAACUGAUAACAACCGAGCAGAUACAGUGUUGGAGCUCUUCAUCAAGGGAGUACAAGAGUUUGGCUUACCUUCAAGAGUAAGAAGCGAUCAUGGACUGGAAAAUGCUGGAGUGGCACAGUACAUGUUGGAAACUAAACAGGGGAAGUAUCAUAACGGGAAGCUCUGCCCACAACUGCCGCGUUGA